AUGUCUCAUUUAUUUCGUCUGCCGCGGGAGCUGCGCGAGAUUAUUUACGGAUACUACAUCACCGUCGAUGGCGGGUACCUAUGCGACACCGACGCUUUCGUCGCCGGUCGGCUCAAGAGGAUUGACGGACAGCCCAUCGACAUAGCCUUGAUCUAUACCUGCAAGACUAUCGCAGAGGAGACGGACCGCGGAGGCCUCGCGAUGCGCCUCAACGCCAUCUCCUUCACAACUCUCUAUUCGCCAGACCUCAGCACCCUCGCCAAAGCUUUCCAGCAGUUGAUGAACGACGGCCUGGAGCCCCUCCGGGAUGCCAUGCUCAAAUGCGUUGGCUACCAUCUCUCGGAAAGUUCAAUCUUGCAGCUCAAGGGGGGCUACCCUUACCUCGCGCCCGUGCUGGACCGUCUCAAGUCCGAAGAGCCCCCAGCGCGCCUUGGACAUGAACGGAGCUACCGGACCUACAGGCGCAACGGGCCGUACGGCGAGGUCCCCUCAACCUAUCGGGAGUUUGUCAAAGAUGCGCUGCGCCUAGCGGCAGAAGAACCCGAAGCCUCACGUGCGAUACGUGACUUCGUGGGGGCGAAGAUGACGGGAGCCUACCGCGCGGAUGGGCCUUGGACUCAUUUCGAAAUUGUGAACGCCCGCUCGGAAGCCCGAUCCGACCCUGUCAAAUACCGGUUCUCCGCCGCCGCUGCCGCCAUUUACUUCCUGAAAUCCGUCCCUUGUACCCUCCGCCCUCACCUCCGCAAAAUCAUACUCCUCGAAGAUGCCAAAUGCGUCUCAAACCCAGAGUCUCAUGCUAGAGGACUCAUUCCGUUCUGCCAGGACAAUCCGUUGCUCCGCGUGGAACGCCGCGUCAAGCUGUGGACGAACGUAUUCCUCACGGGCAUCACGUACGAUGCAUACCUUGAAUGGCAGUGCGCUCAACAGACGGGCCAAUACGAAGAGGGCGUCCGUACUCCGACCAGAUAA
Messenger RNA from Colletotrichum chrysophilum, 969 nucleotides. RefSeq lists its product as uncharacterized. Lineage: Eukaryota; Fungi; Ascomycota; Sordariomycetes; Glomerellales; Glomerellaceae. The transcript is spliced from 2 exons. The record is from RefSeq and is a predicted model, not a curated record. The coding region runs from base 1 to 969 and encodes 322 amino acids.